GUUGUGUAAGCAGUGCUGUGUUCCACUUCAGUAAUGGGGGAAAUGAUUUCUAUAUAACUUGGAAAGUAUUUGGAGAUUUAGAGAAAUAUAAACGGAUCUUAGCCUUGGCCUGAAAGCUGCAAUCCAUCGAUGUACUGUAAGAUCAUAGGAAAAUGCCACAAGAUUUAGGGCCUGAGUUAGAUCUUAGUUACACUUGCUGUAAAUCUGGAGUAACUCCACUGAGGUUACUUGGAAUUUACACUUGUACAGCUGAGAUCACUGGGCCCGACACUCAGUAACUGUCGAAGUCAGUGAAAUCACACCAGUAUCAAAUUGGUGUGAGAAGAGAAUUGUGCCCAGAGCCUAGCAUGUAACUUACACCAUGGCUGAGGUCACUGGCGGUCUCAGUCCUUUGGCUUUUAUGUGAGGCUUUAAAUUCUAUUUGCUGUAGGAAAAGGAAGAAAAGCCCUUUUAUGUUCAGGGACAUUCUGUAAUUUCCUCCCGAGAUGGUGAAAUUCCAUCUUGGGCAAAACUUCCUUCUCCUUUUCAUUUACUUCUAGCUAGGAACUUUCCAUGCAUAUUGGGCUCCUACUGUCUAUUUACCAAAGAUCCAGGAUGCUCCGCAGAAAGAUGAGCCUGAGGAUUCUCUUUCUCUUAGCUGGCUCUUUGGCAGGUCCCAGCCUAACUCCCGCCCCACUUUUUUACCUGGACAUGUCUUCCGACCCUCCUGCCCGAGGAGACUCCGCCAGGCUCGUGUGCAUCGCGCCGAAAGCCUAUGUGGACAGCGAGUUCUGGUUGCUGAAGACAGAUCUGGCUCAGCCUGUACAGACGCUGUUUGCCUCGGAGGCCCAGCACCGUGUCACUUUCAUCCUGGAGAACAUCACCAGGAAGGACGCCGGGCAGUACCGGUGCAAGUACCACAGCUACAACGGGAGUGCCAGGCAGAUGUCAGAGUUCAGCAAUAUAGUGGAGAUCGCGGUGGCAGCAACUCCGACGGCCCCUCCUCCAGUUUCCGUGGCUGCUCCAGAAGGUUCCCCGUGGCUGCUCCCUGUGUCCCUCAGCGUGGCUGGAGCUUUGCUUCUGACCGUGGGCCUAGUGGUAGCAGUCGUGGCAGUCAGGCGAGGUACGAGGAAUGCAGAAACUGGAUCCUGGGCUGCCUGUGUUAACGUCAGAAGACAACAGCUGAAAAGGGAUCGGGAAUCGUGCUGGACAGAAACGAACUUUCCCACAACAGACAUGUCGUUCGAUAACUGUCUGUUCACCGUCUCGGUGAAAAUGGACCUGGAAGCCACAGGCAGCCAAGAUGCCUACAUCUCCCCAGGCUCCAGAAAAAGACUCAGCUCAGCUUCCUCUCUGGGAACCAACAGCUUCAGCACAUUCAAGUCCUUGCAAUGAUGGCCCGGGUUGAGGCCGGCCCCAGAUGCUCCAGCUAGUGACCCUGGCCCCAGGCCCGGCCCUGCCCUUAGUUCUUCCUUGGGCUCAGUGUCUCCCCCAGAACGAAGCAUCUGCCAGAGGGGCUGUUACUGGGGUGUGAUUAUACGUCUUCUUCAUUGGGAGGAGAAUGAGCUUCAGUUAAGCCUUGUGGCCCGCUGUGUGCCUCCAGGGCCACGUGACAUGGGCACCAUGAAAGGACACCCAGAAUCUAGUCUACCUCCCGCAUCGUGAGCAGCAUCACCUGCUCAGCCUUGGCAGCUGCAUUGAUCCCUGGGGCUGAUGCUGGAAGCAGGAAGAGCCCAGCUAGAGUUGCAUGUGGUGGGAGCAGGAUUUGUGUGGCUGGCAGUGGAUUCUUCCAUUGUAGCCAGAAUGACAUUCACACCAGCCAGCCACCCCUUUCUACCCCUCCACAAUCCCCUUCCUCCAAGCAGUGCUUCCCCAGGAUGACCCGAGAUGGGGGGAGAGCCAAAGACUCCAUAAAGCCCACUGCUAUGAAGGCUUUUGGCAGGCUAUUGUACACUGAAGGUGCUCCUGGAUUGUGGUGAUGAGCAGCUGCUCUAAACCUGAGAUGGACAGAGGAUGCAGAUAGGGAUGGAUGGAUAGAUAGAGGAGUGUGUCUGUGGAUGGAUGGCUGGGGAUGGACGGGUGUGGCUGGGGAUGGACAUAUGGGGACGGAUAGAUGGGUGCGUGGGAGUGGGGAUGGAUGGAUGGAUAUGCGGCUGUGUCUGGGGAUGGACAGUUGGAUUUGCACACCAAACACAUUUCAUCUGGAAUCACCAAGAGAGAAUGAGCGUGGAAGCCCCAAAGGAACUGCUUUCCCACCUAACUGCCCCCAACGCUAACUCCCUCUUCUUUUGCCUGUGACUUUCACCGAGGGGGCCGUUCAGAAUGUUUAUACGUUUGCUUUUUGUUUCUGUAGGAAGUGAGUGUGGUCUAGCAAUUAGAGCAGAGAGCCAGGACUCCUGGGUUCUAUCCCCAGCUUGCGAUGUGACCUUAGGAAAGUCUCUUCUCCUCUCUGUGACUCAGUUUCCCUAUCUGUAAAAGGGAUGAUAAUUCCCCCCCUUGAGGAUUGCUUCCCAGGCUCUUUGAAGAUAUUAAGCCCGGAGUAUUACAGUGGCUCCAGCUGCCACUGGAAACUGUAAGGUCAUUUUCUGAUUCAAUAAAGAUGUAAAUUUGUUGUU
Molecule: messenger RNA, 2594 nt
Organism: Chelonia mydas (Green sea turtle)
Lineage: Eukaryota; Metazoa; Chordata; Testudines; Cheloniidae
Gene: C20H19orf38
Product: chromosome 20 C19orf38 homolog
Exons: 8
Coding region: 553-1374 (273 amino acids)
Source: RefSeq, a predicted model, not a curated record